Messenger RNA from Notolabrus celidotus (New Zealand spotty), 2443 nucleotides. It is a transcript of the gene drd2l, whose product is annotated as dopamine receptor D2 like. Gene Ontology annotation, molecular function: G protein-coupled receptor activity; dopamine neurotransmitter receptor activity, coupled via Gi/Go. Gene Ontology annotation, cellular component: glutamatergic synapse; presynaptic membrane. The record is from RefSeq and is a predicted model, not a curated record. The transcript has 8 exons. Gene Ontology annotation, biological process: adenylate cyclase-activating adrenergic receptor signaling pathway. Lineage: Eukaryota; Metazoa; Chordata; Actinopteri; Labriformes; Labridae. The coding region runs from base 37 to 1521 and encodes 494 amino acids.
CCUACAAAGGUCGAACAUGUCCAGCGGAGCAACAUCAUGACUGUGCUCAACAAGUCACACGAGACCUCCCCUCCCUCCUUCCCCUUCUCCUCCCUCCAGCACAAUUUCUCCGUCUUUGUCACCCAUGAACCCUCAUACUCCCCCCUCUCCUCCCUCACUUCCCCCUCUCCCUCCUCUCUGACCUCUACAAACUGCACCAGCCCUCCCUCCUCCUCCUCUCCUCCGUACAACUUCUACGCGGUGCUGCUGGUGCUCCUCAUCUUCUGCGUGGUGUUCGGGAACGUGCUGGUGUGCGUGGCCGUGUCGCGGGAGCGCGCUCUGCAGACCACCACCAACUACCUCAUCGUGUCGCUGGCUGUGUCCGACCUGCUGCUGGCCACGCUGGUCAUGCCCUGGGGGGUCUACCUUGAGGUGGUGGGAGAGUGGCGCUUCAGUCUGAUCCACUGUGACAUCCUGCUCACCCUGGAUGUCAUGAUGUGCACCGCCAGCAUCCUCAACCUCUGUGCCAUCAGCAUUGACAGAUACACAGCGGUGGCCAUGCCGAUGCUCUACAACACCAGAUACAGCUCCAGGAGGAGGGUGGCAGUGAUGAUCGCUGUGGUGUGGUUCCUCUCUUUCGCCAUCUCUUGCCCUUUACUGUUUGGACUCAACAACACCGCCAGCCGUGAAGGCACCACAUGCAGCUUUGCUGAUCCGGCCUUCGUGGUGUACUCCUCCGUGGCCUCCUUCUACGUCCCCUUCAUAGUGACUUUGCUCGUGUAUGCCCAAAUUUGUGUGGUGCUGCGCAAACGAGGAAGACGCACUGCCCCUCCACGCAGACAGGGCCUGCACACGCAGAGUGCUGCUGAGUUGGGAGAAGGUCACAGACACAGGAAGAAUAAGUGUACACAACCAGAGGAUGUGAAGCUGUGCACCCUGAUCCUGAGACCUGCCACAGCCGCCCCACAGCGCAAGAAAGUGACCCUGGUAAAGGAGGCAGUGGUCCACCCCCUCGAUGUGGAGCCUGGUCGGUUCCUGCCACAGUCCGAGCAGAGCCUGGCUCUCCCUCCUUCUGCUCCUGCUCCCCAGACCUCCUCCCAUCCGGGGCGGGCCAGGAUCUCCUUGGCCAUCUCAGUUGGACCUGCACCGGUCCACCCCUCAACGGUUACACGAUCCGCCCUGCUGCCUCGCCCUCCCACGCUUGAGGACGGCAUGAGGGGCCGGGAGGGAUGGAGGGAGCGCAGCGGGGGCAGAGAGAGGUGGGGGAUCACCAAGGAGAGGGUGAGAGGGAGGCUGUCGCAGCAGAAGGAGAGGAAGGCGACGCAGAUGCUCGCCAUUGUUCUCGGUGUGUUCAUCAUCUGCUGGCUGCCUUUCUUCCUGACCCACGUGCUGAAGGCCCACUGCAGGAGCUGCUGUAUCUCCCCCUCACUGUACAGCGCCGUCACCUGGCUGGGAUACCUCAACAGCGCCGUCAACCCUGUCAUCUACACCACGUUCAACAUCGAGUUUCGCAAAGCCUUCAUCAAAAUCCUGCAUUGCUGAGAGACCCUUCAAGUGUGUGGGAAUAAAAACAGCCUGAAGCUCGCUCUAGGUCAGAGGUGAGAGAUUAAAGAUGGGGAGUUAGGGGUGGCGACUGAAGAUUGGACAGCUGAUUACGCAGUUGAUACAAACAUCCAGAGAAGCUGAAGACAAAAGAAAAUGUAACCAGCAGUUAAGACAGGACUGAGAAGAUAAAAGAAGACAGAAACAUGGCACACAAAGAGAAUAAAGAACUACUUCUUCAUCGCUGAAAGAGAGUGCUUGAAAAAUUAAAGACAGCUACCAGAAUCUCUCACAAGCAGGAGUUGUUUAUUGGGUGAAAAAAGACACCGAGUCGUGUGGAUAGAGUCUGAAAAGAGAACAUUUGAGGACUGCGAAUCUCUCCACAGAAUCCCAACUAACAGACUCCUCACUCUUGAGUCCCACAGACAUGACUGUUUUUCAAGUGCUUGAUUUUUGUCUGAAUUGUUGUUGUCUUUCCUUUUUAAUCUUCACAAAGAACAUCCUGUUUUGUGUCCGCAUGUGCUCGUCUCUCUCGCCUCUGGAGGCAAGAAGCAAAGACUUAAAAUCCUUGGUGUUAGAGUCGAUCACCAUGAAUUGGUUCUAUUUUCCUGGCAAAGGCUCAGCCAAGUUUGAAGAACCACUGAAGUUUUAUCAAAGUAGAGUUGUUGCUAUGGUGAUAAAGUGGAGAUACAAAAUCAGCAGACAGUUCACAGAGCCUUUAGUGAAGGUAGUGUGUACAUUGCCAGAUUUUAACUCCUGUGCAUACAUGUUGGUGCCGGGAAUAAUAAUGUUACUGGUAAAGAAGAGGGUCACAGGUUAUGUGUGGCCAUUUGAAAUGGUAGUACAAAUUUUAAAGACUUCUUUCAUAGCUCAUAAUUGAUCAGAAUUACACAAAAUAAAUCAGAAAUCCUGUAUCUCCAAA